Molecule: messenger RNA, 1507 nt
Organism: Lingula anatina
Lineage: Eukaryota; Metazoa; Brachiopoda; Lingulata; Lingulida; Lingulidae
Product: sulfotransferase 1C2
Molecular function (GO): sulfotransferase activity
Source: RefSeq, a predicted model, not a curated record
UCAAUAAGUAAGGUUUGCACUGAGCUGUGGUGUUAAAACGCUGCAUUACCACUCUAGCAAAAUGAGUGGUAGGGUCAGCGUAUUAGAUAUACUCGAGAGUAACAGGCAAGUUCUAGAUUGGUUUACGCAGUCGUCCGACCCCAAGCAAAGCAUUCUAAAUGCUGUCAGUCUCCAAAACGUCAAAGAUGACGAUGUGUGGAUUACAAGUUUUCCUGGGUCUGGCGCACACUUGAUACUUGCACUAGUCUCUGAAGCAUUGGGGCGACCUCAACCUUCCACCCAGGUUUGCAGCCCACAAACACCCAGAUGCGUAGAGGAACUGAGCCCCGAAGAGCUGAUGCACCAACUUCAAUCCCCGUCCCCUCGAGUAUGUCUCACGCACCUGCCUGUUAAGUUAAUUGCACCGUCCAUUCUACGUUCUUCCUGCAGGAUAAUUCAUGUGUACAGAAACCCAAAGGACGCUUAUGUAGAGUUAUACAAACGACUGCGCCGACUUCAACAAAAUGGAUUUGACGUAACAUGGCAUGAUUUUUUCACAUUUUGUUUAAAAUCAAUAACAGAAUCCACACAAGGUUCAGGAAUUGUGAACUGGUUUGAAAGCACUGCAGAAUGGCUUCAGCUGCCCAAACAACGAUCUAAUGUCCUCAAUUUAGCAUUAGAAGAUUUGAUCAAGAAUCCAAGCGGCGCUCUUUCUAAAAUUUCAUCAUUUCUAACCACGUCAAUUAACGACGGCGUUGACUUCAUCCCAUCUAAUAAACGACAACGAAGAGAAGAGCAUCUUUCAAUUGAUGACAGUCGUGCAAAACCCUUUGAUUUAGAUACAAUUCCGUCGGACAUCGGUUUGCCGGGAGAAUGGAAAACAAUGUUCACCGUGGCCCAAAGUCAAAUAUUUGACGACCUUUGGCAGCAAUCAAAUGUCCAAUUCCAAUGAGACAACGGAUAAUAAAAUUUAUCACUCAUUGUUUACUUUAUACUUCACAUAAUACUUAAUGUAGGAACAACUACAAAGCGAGUACACGGAAGUACUACGUCUCAUAGAAAUAGUGCAAACCCGAUAGUGUACCAAUUUAAACAUUUAGUCAUUUACAAUAAGACCUUGUGAUUUAACACAGUACCUAAUAUUGAUCAAGACGCUUUCCUGUUGGCAGAAAUUUUGAUCUCGGUUAAUAUAUAUCAAACGGAAGUAUAUGUUUAUGACGCAUUACACUGACAAUAUGCCUGUCCCGUGGACGGCCUGAUAAGAAGGUAUCAUUAGGUUGAUUUUAAGUAUAAUAAAAAAAUUAAAGCUGAAUUUCGAUUUAUGGAAAUACAAGUUCAACAUUGUUCAAGUUCAACAUUGGACAUCUUAGAUUUAUAAUAAAACGUUCACAUUCAUUUUUAAGUAACAUCAGGACAUCAUUUACAGGAUAUCAUUUACAGAUGAAAUUCAUUUAAUCAAAAUUGAAUAUUUUUGACAAAUUAAAAUCAAUAAAGGCAAAAUAAAUCAAUAAAGGCAAUUUUAUCCCUA